UGACGUUGACGUGACGCCAACCUAACCUAAGUUGUUGUUGAUUUUUCACUUAUAAUUAAAAUAGACGAUAAUGAGUGUACUACUUUCCGUGCUAUUUUUAUAAAAAUAUAAUAGAAGUGCUCUAAACCAAUAAAAAUAAUAUAACCACACCGAUAUUAUUAGUUAUUAAGAUGGCUGACGACAUUAUUAAACAUUCUGUGCACACUCUGGUGUUCAGAUCUUUGAAGAGGUCCCAUGAUAUGUUCCUAGCAAACCACAGCAUGCUACCACCUAUUGACGAUAAAGCGGAGAAGGUACUGAAAUCAGUCAAAGCUAGAGAUGGAUAUGGUCAAGUUAUGGCUACAGUUGAGAAAGCAAAUGCUGUUAAACAACAAGAAGCGCUCAGCAGACCGGACACACCCUUGGACAUAGAUAUGGCAGAAUCAGCAGCGUUGGGUUCGGAAGGUGCAAUGUUGCCGUACACUGGACCCUCCCCCACUGCGCCAGCGCCACCAGCGGGGGCACUUACUGCCGUGCCACGUAAGGCUCCUGCAAUGCCCAAGCCCAAGUGGCAUGCACCUUGGAAACUGUUCAGAGUUAUAUCAGGGCAUCUCGGUUGGGUGCGAUGUGUGGCAGUCGAGCCAGGGAACGAGUGGUUUGCUACGGGUGCGGCUGACAGAGUGAUAAAGAUAUGGGACCUGGCCAGUGGUAAACUAAAGGUGUCCCUUACUGGUCAUGUGAGCACAGUCAGAGGAUUGGAGGUGUCCACCAGACAUCCUUAUUUGUUUAGUUGCGGAGAAGAUAGACAAGUCAAGUGUUGGGAUUUGGAAUAUAAUAAGGUGAUCCGUCACUACCACGGCCACCUGUCAGCGGUAUACACUCUCUCCUUACACCCGGCGUUAGAUAUACUAGUAACGGCGGGGCGGGACAGCACCGCACGAGUGUGGGACAUGAGGACCAAGGCCAACGUGCACACGCUCGCGGGGCACACUAAUACUGUCGCCGCGGUGCGCUGCCAGGCUGCUGAGCCGCAGAUCAUAACUGGCUCGCACGACAGCACGAUCCGCCUAUGGGACUUAGCAGCCGGCAAGUCUUUAUGCACACUCACUAACCACAAGAAGUCUGUACGCUCAAUAGUGAUUCACCCGACUCUAUACUCUUUCGCAUCAGCUUCUCCGGACAAUAUAAAGCAAUGGAAGUGCCCCGAAGGCAAGUUUAUUCAGAACUUGUCGGGACACAACGCGAUAGUGAAUUGUAUGGCGGUUAAUCCUGAAGGGGUGUUAGUGAGCGGUGGAGACAACGGAACAAUGUAUUGCUGGGACUGGCGGACCGGAUAUAACUUCCAGAGACUUCAGUCUGCCGUCCAACCCGGCUCGAUGGACUCCGAAGCGGGCAUAUUCGCGAUGACUUUCGAUAUGUCUGGCUCUCGCCUCAUCACAGCGGAAGCCGACAAGACGGUCAAGAUAUACCGGGAGGACGAAACCGCGUCAGAGGAGACGCAUCCAAUCAACUGGCGCCCGGAGAUACUCAAGCGAAGAAAGUUCUAGUUA
Molecule: messenger RNA, 1529 nt
Organism: Chilo suppressalis (striped riceborer)
Lineage: Eukaryota; Metazoa; Arthropoda; Insecta; Lepidoptera; Crambidae
Source: the annotation of a GenBank genome assembly